GUUUGAAGGUUGGAUAUUCUGGCUGCUUCUCACAGCCCAAAGCAUCGAGUGAGUGCGCUUGCCUGGAGAGGCGGGACCGUGACCCGGUUACACGUUAAACAGGCAAAGCUGUCUUCAUCAUUUCCAGACCAGAGGGCUAUAGGACUGCUUCGUUUUUUUUCUGUGAGAACCACCAUGUCUGACUGCAGGAGACAGUGGAACCGAGAGGAUGAGCUGCCGGUCUACCUGGCUGGACCGAUCACCACCGGGCCGAACCAGCGCAAAAGCUUCGGCAUGUUCAGCUCCGUGGAGGGGGCGUUUGACAGCAAGACCAUAGACUUCGACAGCUACGCAGUGGGGAGGAAAGGGAGCCGCACCCCGAGAAGCGGGAGCCGGGAGAGGCUCCUGGACACCGGUGACACUUUCGGUAAGACACCCGGUGAGGCUCGGGAGGGCUCGCGGACCGCCUCCCCCGGAGACAGAGGCGAUGCUCGCACCGGAGCCGAAGUCAGAUUUUCACCAGGAAACGAAAGCGCAAACGGAGAGAGUGACAGACUGCUGAUCAAAGGAGGGCGAGUGGUCAAUGAUGACCAGUCUUUCUAUGCAGAUGUCUACAUUGAGGAUGGGCUUAUCAAGCAAGUGGGGGAGAAUCUGGUUGUCCCAGGGGGCGUGAAGGUGAUCGAGGCCAAUGGUCGUAUGAUAAUCCCGGGGGGAAUAGAUGUCAACACUUGUCUGAUGAAGCCCUUCCUGGGCACGCAGCCCGUUGAUGAUUUCCUGCAGGGCACCAAGGCUGCACUGGCCGGAGGCACCACCAUGAUCAUUGACCAUGUAACUCCUCAGCCUGACGACAGUCUCCUGGAGGCGUUUGAACGCUGGCAGGAGGCCGCAGAUAAAAAGGCAUGCUGUGAUUACUCUCUGCACGUGGACAUCCCCCAGUGGAAUGAAACUGUCAAAGAUGAGCUGGAGCUGUUGGUGCAGGAGAAAGGUAUCAACUCUUUUCAAGUGUACAUGGCUUAUAAAGAUGUUUACCAGAUGACAGACUCUCAGCUGUAUGAAGCUUUUUCCUUCCUGAAGCAGUUGGGUGCCGUGGUAUUAGUUCAUGCUGAAAAUGGGGACCUGAUAGCUCAGGAACAAAGAAAAAUUCUGGGAAUGGGAAUCACCGGUCCUGAAGGUCAUCCUUUGAGUCGACCCGAGGAGCUGGAGGCUGAGGCGGUUUUCCGAGCCAUCACUCUUGGUAACCGUGUAAACUGCCCCGUCUACAUCACAAAGGUGAUGAGCAAGAGUGCUGCAGACACCAUCACUCAGGCCCGGAGGAAAGGAUCUGUGGUGUUCGGUGAGCCCAUCACAGCCAGCCUAGCCACAGACGGUUCUCACUACUGGAGUAAAAACUGGGCCAAAGCAGCCGCAUAUGUGACCUCUCCACCUCUGAGCCCUGAUCCCACAACUCCAGACCAUCUCCACACCCUGCUGGCCUGCGGUGACCUCCAGGUGGUGGGCAGCUCCCACUGCGCUUACAGCACUUCUCAGAAAGCAAUCGGUAAAGACGAUUUCACCUUGAUCCCAGAGGGAACCAAUGGCGUGGAGGAGAGAAUGGGCUUCGUCUGGGACAAGGCUGUGGCCAUGGGGAAGAUGGAUGAAAACCAGUUUGUUGCAGUCACGUCUACCAAUGCCGCUAAAAUCUUCAAUUUGUACCCACGUAAAGGCCGGAUAGCGGUGGGCUCGGAUGCAGACAUCGUAAUCUGGGACCCCGACAGCGUCAAGACUAUCACAGCCAAACUCCAGCAGUCGGCCUCCGAGUACAACAUUUUUGAAGGUUUGGAGUGCCGCGGCGGCCCGGUGCUGGUGCUGAGUCAAGGUCGAGUAGUUUAUGAAGACGGCAAGCUGCAGACUCAGCAGGGCACCGGCCGAUUUAUUCCUCGCAAGCCCUUCCCAGACUACGCUUAUCAGCGCGUGAAGUUCAGGAACCAGGUAAAAACCAAACAGGGUGUAACUCGCGGGAUAUACGAUGGUCCAGUGUACGAUGUUGUUCCCACUCCCAAAUACAUCACACCGGCUCCGUCAGCCAAAACUUCCCCGACCUCUCACCAGCCUCCACCCGUACGCAAUCUCCACCAGUCCAACUUCAGUCUCUCCGGUGCUCAGAUUGAUGACAAUGUCCCACGCCGCUCUGGCCAUCGCAUUGUAGCUCCCCCCGGUGGCCGCUCCAACAUCACCAGCCUGGGCUGAACGCAGCUGAUGUGGGGUUUCACCCAUCGAAUGUGUGCAGGUGUAUAUGUCCGACUGAGUUCGAGCACAUUGGCAUGAAUGAAUACCUUUGUAUUUUUAGGUACAAUAACCACGUGGUCUUCGCAGACCAUCAGGAUUGUAUCAAUUUAAUAUGGUCACACAUAAUAAGCACAUCGAUCACAAUAAUUAUACAU
Molecule: messenger RNA, 2399 nt
Organism: Salarias fasciatus (jewelled blenny)
Lineage: Eukaryota; Metazoa; Chordata; Actinopteri; Blenniiformes; Blenniidae
Gene: crmp1
Product: collapsin response mediator protein 1
Exons: 14
Coding region: 175-2205 (676 amino acids)
Cellular component (GO): cytosol; cytoplasm
Molecular function (GO): hydrolase activity, acting on carbon-nitrogen (but not peptide) bonds, in cyclic amides
Source: RefSeq, a predicted model, not a curated record